Cucurbita pepo subsp. pepo (vegetable marrow) is the source of this 1257-nucleotide messenger RNA. The record is from RefSeq and is a predicted model, not a curated record. NCBI's taxonomy places the organism in Eukaryota, Viridiplantae, Streptophyta, Magnoliopsida, Cucurbitales, Cucurbitaceae.
GAUAGAGCGCGAAAAGGAAUUGUUCGUCAUUGUGCUUCUCGGCAAAUCCUCAGCCAACUCAGUAUCAGUUUCUGAAGGAUUUCUCUCACUCUCACGGUUCUUCAAUCUCCUGCACUUACCGCCUUACCGUCGAUGUUUCAAUCUGAAGCGUUGUUUCUGUAAUUUUAGAUGGAGCAGCAAAAUCCGCAUGGGAGAGGAGCCGAUGCAGUUUUACAUCUUCAGCCAAACUCCUCAGUUGCUAUUGCAUAUCACUCACUUUUUGGUCCACAUGAUGAUUUAGUUCUUCUUGAGGUUGAUGAAAAGCUUCUGGAAGAAGUUCUCCACGAACGAGUAAGCAUCAGAGGACAGGCAGAAGAAGAAGCAGUCUUUUGCACGAAGUCGAAAACAUAUGGAAUAAAAUAUGUAGGAACCUCCAAUUCUGUACUCCUCAUACCCCCAUCAGGUCGAUCGGAAUACUACGAAAAUGAACUAGAUAGCCAUGGGAAUGACAGCACUAAAGAAGUUGUUCCUGUGAUUAAACUUGCUCCAGGAAUCAUGGAACUUGUUGAGAUUGCUCCCAGAAUUGAUAAGCUUAAAUUGCUUCUUUCAGAGAAUCCUUACAGUUUAGCUGAUGAGUGGGAAAGCGAAGAGAUGGACAAUUGUGAGAAGCAAAUGUAUAGUUGGAAUGAUCUUUUAGACAAGGUUCAGGCUAGUGAUGAUGAACUGAAAGCUGGAUUACAAGCACUUUCCGCAGUUGAGAUUGAUGGAUACUGGAGACUUGUGGACGAACAAUACAUGGACUCUAUGCUACAAAUGCUCUUGAAUAACAGGAUUUUAAACGACUGGUCUCUGGAUGCACUUGAUGAAGUUGUACUCAUGAAAGUGAUGAAAAUGGAUGGUUUUUCUGAAAAACUCGUGCAUCAUUGUCUCGACGUCUAUGGCGAUAAACUCGAAGGAGAUGAGGGGAAUAGCUGUUUAUGGAGAUUGGAUGAGAAACGUGUUUGUGUGCAUUUUGCAAGAGAAGUCUUGAGGAAAGGAAAGAUGAAGGUGGAGCAUUUCAUGGAUGAAUGGCAAAAGAAAAUCCCUGUUGAAAUGCAUGCUAACUUUGACAUGUUGGAAGGCGAAGUUCUGACCGAGAGGCUCGGGGUCGAGACGUGGGUUCGUGGUUUUAGAGUUUCUUCAUUGCCAUUGAAUCCUGUUGAGCGUUUCUCCAUUUUGUUUAGAGAACGACCAAAAUGGGAAUGGAAGGAUCUGCAGCCAUACAUUAGGUUUGUUUGA